This is a messenger RNA of Raphanus sativus (radish), 1154 nucleotides long. RefSeq names its product gibberellin 2-beta-dioxygenase 1-like. Gene Ontology annotation, biological process: response to light stimulus; gibberellin catabolic process. The record is from RefSeq and is a predicted model, not a curated record. Bases 74 to 1057 code for a protein of 327 amino acids. NCBI's taxonomy places the organism in Eukaryota, Viridiplantae, Streptophyta, Magnoliopsida, Brassicales, Brassicaceae. The transcript has 3 exons.
ACUAGAUGUCUACUCCUUCAAAGCUAUUAAAAGCCACACCAGAAUUUUUUUUUCCAAACACACAUUUAUAGCAAUGACGGUAUUGUCUAAAUCGGUCGAAGAAGCAAAAUACAGGUUUUCUCCAAUCCCGGUUAUAGAUAUCUCUGACCCAGAGUCCAAACACGCUUUGGUAAAAGCCUGUGAAGAUUUUGGGUUCUUCAAGGUGAUCAACCAUGCCGUUCCCUCGGAGCUAGUCUCUGUUUUGGAACACGAGGCCGUGGAGUUCUUCACAUUGCCAACGUCUGACAAAACCCAAGUCGCAGGUUAUCCCUUUGGAUACGGGAGCAGAAAGAUUGGUCGGAAUGGUGACGUUGGUUGGGUUGAGUACCUGUUGAUGAAUGUCAAUCUUGACAUCGGUUCGGAUCUAUUCCUUCCGGGUCACUUGAAUAACCGGGAAACUAUAAGGAACGCAGUGUUGGAGUACACAACAUCAGUGAGGAAAAUGACAUGUGAUGUUUUGGAGAUGAUUACUGAUGGGUUAGGGAUCAAACCAACGAACACACUUAGCAAGCUUGUCUCUGAUCAAAACAGUGACUCGAUAUUCAGACUUAAUCAUUAUCCACCAUGCCCUCUCAUCAACGAAAAUAUCGAUGGUGGCAACAAUGUGAUAGGUUUUGGAGAACACACUGAUCCUCAAAUCUUAUCUGUCUUAUGGUCUAACAACACUUCUGGUUUACAAAUCAAUCUAACUAAUGGCUCAUGGAUUUCUGUUCCUUCUGAUCCAUCCUCCUUCUUCUUCAACGUUGGCGACUCUCUCCAGGUGUUGACAAAUGGGAGGUUCAAGAGCGUGAAGCAUAGGGUUUUAACAAACAGCAUGAAAUCUAGGGUUUCUAUGAUUUACUUUGCUGGACCUUUGUUGACUCAGAGAAUAUUUCCAUUGACUUGUCUUAUGAACAAUGAAGAAGAGAGUUUGUACGAAGAGUUCACUUGGUCUGAGUAUAAAAAAUCUGCCUACAACUCUAGAUUGUCUGAUAAUCGGCUUCAGCCAUUUGAAAGGAAAGCUGUUUCCGUUGAAUGAUUGAUAGGUUAUGUUCGUGAAUUUGUUGUUCUAAGGGUGCCAUAUAUGUGUAUGUUUUAAGUUAAUGUUAAUCUAAUAACUGAAAACAUGUUAGUAA